GCAUCAAUCUAUCACCAAUGGCCCCAAAUUAUAAUCCUUCCAUUUUCUUGAUUCUAGACUAUAUUCCGCCGCCUCCUCCUCAAAUACCAUCACCAUCGCCUCCACCACAGCCACUUCCUCCUCUAUUCCCAUCUCCGGAGCCUGAAAACUGUCCUCCGCCACCUUUUCAUCAUUAUCUAACACCAUCACCGCCGCCACCACGGCCACUUCCUCCUCCACCACCACCACUACAGUUCUCGAGCCCACUAAUAAAGAAAGUUUAUCCAGUCAUCAAGAAUUUCCAGACGCUAAUCGAAGAUGAUCCAAAGAAGAUACUCAAAACAUGGGUAGGCACCGACAUUUGCGCUCAGGACAAAUAUAUAGGACUCGAGUGCGCCAAGUUCCCUGGAACAAACGACCUCGCACUUGCCAGCGUUCAGUUCAACAACUUUAACUUGGGAGGCAAGAAACUCCGCCUAGAUAACUUCCUCAACAAGUUAGAAGAAGUCACCAUCUUCCACGCAAACAGUAACAAUUUCGUGGGCUCUGUUCCAAAAAUCAGCAAGUUGAAGUACCUUUUCGAGCUUGAUCUCAGCAAUAAUAAGCUCUCUGGAGAGUUCCCAAGCUCUGUGUUAAAAGCAACGAACCUCACGUUUCUCGAUCUCAGAUUCAAUUCUUUCUCCGGUUCUGUACCUCCUCAGGUUUUCAAUCUCGACCUCGACGUAUUGUUCAUCAACAACAACAAUCUUGUUCAGAGACUCCCUGAGAAUCUCGGAUCCAUCACUGCUCUUUACCUCACAUUUGCUAACAACAGAUUCACAGGUCCUAUUCCGGGAAGCAUUGGUGACAUCAAGUCCCUACAAGAAGUACUUUUCUUGAAUAACAAGUUAACUGGUUGCUUACCGUACCAAAUUGGGAAACUUAACCGAGCUACGGUUUUCGAUGUUGAGUCAAACCUGUUAACCGGUCUGAUUCCAUACUCCUUUGGAUGCCUAAACAACAUGGAAGAGCUCAAUUUGGCUAGAAACAAGUUCUACGGGACUAUACCGGAGAUUGUCUGCGAGCUCUCAGCCCUCAAGAACCUUUCUCUCUCGUCCAAUUACUUCACGCAGAUCGGUCCAAAAUGUCGAACACUCAUCAAGAGGAAGAUUCUUGAUGUGGGUAUGAAUUGUAUACUAGAUCUUGCUAAUCAAAGAACACCAUGGGAAUGCGCCAAGUUUUUCUUGCGGAAACAGAGUUGUCCUAACUAUAAGUCUUUCUUUUAUGUCCCUUGUGGAAAAAAUCCGCACCGGAUUAAACCAGAUCAAGAAGGAUUAGACGGUCAGGCUUCGCCGCCGGUAUCUUAUGGUGCUCUUAACCCAGACCGGAUUCGGAAUCUCUAGCCAAAACCAAGUUUCUCAUAAUAAAUGAUAUUCAUGGUUUGAUAUUUGUAACUGUGACUUAUUGAAUAAAUGAAAUAUUAUUUU
This is a messenger RNA of Arabidopsis arenosa, 1445 nucleotides long. NCBI's taxonomy places the organism in Eukaryota, Viridiplantae, Streptophyta, Magnoliopsida, Brassicales, Brassicaceae. The record is from the annotation of a GenBank genome assembly.